Messenger RNA from Colletes gigas, 5064 nucleotides. It is a transcript of the gene Fife, whose product is annotated as regulating synaptic membrane exocytosis protein 2. The record is from RefSeq and is a predicted model, not a curated record. NCBI's taxonomy places the organism in Eukaryota, Metazoa, Arthropoda, Insecta, Hymenoptera, Colletidae. Gene Ontology annotation, cellular component: cytoskeleton of presynaptic active zone; presynaptic membrane. The transcript has 23 exons. Gene Ontology annotation, molecular function: transmembrane transporter binding; small GTPase binding. The coding region runs from base 593 to 4003 and encodes 1136 amino acids. Gene Ontology annotation, biological process: regulation of synaptic plasticity; calcium ion-regulated exocytosis of neurotransmitter; regulation of membrane potential.
AUCGUCACCGUGGAUUCUAUUCUUUUUGUUUGAUCCGGUCUCCGACGAAAGGUAGCCGCGCGAGUUUUCCUCUGGGCGUCCUUUGCCGCGGGCAUGCGCGUCGUCUGUUUUUCCAGCGGAGAAACGCGUCCACGUCCGUGAGAACAUAUGUGUCCGCGCCCGAUCGCCACGGCACGAGACAACAGAAAAAACCAGAAACAACCCUCGCCAGCUGCUUACGUCGACGCGUUCGCUGAAAUACGAGCACGUGUGUCCAAACGGAGCGAAAGAACGCACGCACUUCCCCGCUUACAAGUAACAGAUUGAUUUUUCAAGUAAUUUUGAAUGCCACGCGGAAAGGGGAACCCCGAUGUUCAUGGGAAUGCAUUUCUGGCAGAAGGCUGAGCCAACUGGCUCCGCGUUGUACCGAUAAGUUCUGGAAAAUCUCUGUUUUCGGCGCUCCGAGAAUAUUGUGAUCUUGUCGUGAAGCGAGCACAGCCGACAUUUGGCCUGGAACGACUUUAUGCCGGCAACUACGGCCGAAGAACGGUCCAAAGAGGGUGCAACAGGGUGCUAAGAGUAUUUUCUCUAAAAGCUGUACUCAACCGCCAAGAUGUUGCCAGCAAACGUGGUCUCCUUCGUCAAAAAGAUGGUGACGACGCAACCAGAUUCCGGAACAACCGGAUCGGUUACGCCGGAUGAAGGCGGCACCACCUUCAGCAAAUGGAGGCAGCUGGGAAGCGACGUGAUACGGGACGUUACAAAAUUUGGCCCCGCCAAGGUUACUCCGCCGGAAGAUACUCAACCUAAGGAAGAAACGACGACAGAAUCAACGAAAACGAAGUCGAAGACUGGGGACGAUUGUAGGGUGUGCCGGAAGUCCUUUGCGCCCGAAGAAUCUUCGAGAAUUUGCUGCGAGUGUCAACACAAAGUUUGCGAAGACUGCGCUUGCUAUUCGACGACAACGAAUUCCGAUGAUCCGUCGUCCUGGCGAUGCAGCGUUUGUCGACGAAAACUCGCGUCCCGGGACCAGCCAAUAGUCACUCAGGAGUCCACGGACUCGCUGCUGGAGGUCCCGGUUCUGGAGGCUCUUCAGAGGAGGCACAGCGACGCGAGGCUCGGUUGUCAGAGCGGAAGUCAAAUCGGUGGACUCGGGACCGGAUUGGCUCCUCCGAGAAGUCCGGAGCUCAGAAGGCACUCGGACGUCUCGCCCGCCAGUUUGAAAGAACUCGAGAAGUUUCGAAAGGUUGCAGGAGAACGCCGGGAAGACCUCAGGUGGGAAAGGGACUUGGAACGCAAGAGCAAGUCUAGGGCCACGUCUCCGGAUCGUCACCAGGUCGAUAGGGGAAGAGCUACCAGUCCCCAAAGGGUCGGCGUCGAAUCUUCUUCCAUCGUAGAUCCGUUGGAACCAGUUGACGUGGACGAGGAGGAAGAACGUCGAAGCAGGGCUCGUAGGACCAGUGGCACAGUUCGCGUUAAAUCGCGCAUGACUCGGCAGAGAUCAUACGACGACGAAAUGAAGAACAUGGUCGCAAUGUCCGGCAGUAGCGGUUAUCACGAGCAUCAGGAGCCAUGCUUGAGGCUUCCGGCGAUGUUGCCCAGACGGGCAUCGGCUUAUGACGUUUACGCCACCCCAGGCGUCGGAGGACUCAACGCCAUGGCCAUUGCGGCUGCCCAGCAGAGGGCAUCGAUCUCGACCCAAGGAAAUAGGAAACCGGAGGAAAGACCGACCAGUCGGAGAUCAUCGUUUCGUGCAACGAAGCCGGUGAUGCCAUACGAAGUUGGCGUCGAAGAUGGAAGCAUGAUGAGUUUGGAGGCAUCGCCUGUGCCAGUGAUUCCACCAGCGGUUGUAACUCAGCCUCCAGUUUUGAUUCCUGACGAGGAACGGCGCACCAGACGAAAAGGUUCUCAGUUACCGGAUAUAAACGCCAUAAAGGCGUUGGCAUCCGCCGUGGCAGGAUCCCCAAAGGUGGCUCCGUCGGCUGUAACCAGAGUGGCAGCCGAAGAUCGGGAACUGGCUCGACAAGGAAGUCUCGUGGAUGGAGAUAGCAUCAAAAUCGUUAUCCACCACGCAGACAACGAUAUGACUCCGUGGGUUAACUCGAAGAAGAGAAUCAAACUCAGAAGAGAUCCAGCUUUGGACAAAGGACACAGGACUACUGGUUUUGGCCUAAGAGUGGUGGGUGGUAAAACAGGGGCUGAUGGUCGUACUUUUGCAUAUGUGAUGUGGACUGUGGUGGAUGGACCGGCUGCAAAGGCUGGCAUACAACGCGGCGACAAGGUGUUAGAAUGGGCCGGGGUGUCUUUGGUGGAUCGAAGCUUCGACGAUGUCGCUCAAAUAACCGAGCGUGGCGACGAUGUGGUCGAGCUGGUGGUCGAGCACGUUGGCGACACCGGGGACUUGCCGGACGAUCUAGGUACGGUACCAACAUCGGGAAAAGUGCCGGGAAAUAUGGGCCUGCUGAUGGAAGCGGAAACGGAUAAAACACCCUCGUCACCGACGCGCAGGAAAUUGCCAAAGACGCCGGAGCAAAUCGCGAAAGAGAAGCAAGUGUCCGGCCGAGUGCAGAUUCAAGUCGUGUACGAGGCCGAUCGGAAAGAGCUGAUCGUUAGCGUUUUCAUGGCUGACAAUUUAUGCUCCAGGGAAGACACGAUCUACGGAACGCUACCGGAAGCGUACGCCAAGCUUAUUCUCGUUCCAGUAUGCGGGGAGCACACUACAUUGAAAACAGCGAUCGCGGAGCCGAGUCAAAAGCCAAUUUGGAACGCGACGUUGCUCUUUUCGGGUGUCGACGGAGAAAGCUUGUUGGAUUCCACGAUCGAAGUGACCCUCUGGGAUUUUUGUCCCGACGCCGAAAGUGUUUUUCUCGGCGAGUGCACCGUCGAUUUGGAGCAGGCACUCGACAAUGACAGAGCCGUAUGGUAUUUUCUGGAGGAUCCGCAUGGACUUCGCGCGAGAAAAUCGCCCUAUUGCUCGCCGCGUGGCUCCCUUUCGAUGGAAGUGGCCCACAGGCUAUUGCGGAAGGCGAACGAAUUGCGCGAGAGAAGUUACAGCGACGACACGCAAAGCGACAGCGGUAGCCCCGAGUUGGGCUUCCUGCAUCCGGAUCACGCGUUGCAUGCAGGCUCCAGGAGGGGAUCCAGCCAAUCCGAGCAGCUGGAAGUCGAACCGUACGAACUUAACAGAGAUUACAGUAGAUCUCUGCCUGGCAGCCGAAGGAGCAGUUUCCAAAGUCAAGGUGGCACGGAUUGCAAACGCGGAAGUGUGGGAGAAACGGAAAUGGGCAAGCACCAUAACCGCGACCGUCGACGGAGCUCGUACAGCAGGCAAAUGAGGGACACCGAUGAGUUUUUGGACAAUCUGCGAUCGUUUACAACGACUCUGCCGAAGAGGGAGCUCAGCAGGACGGCGAGUCUCACCGGAGACAAAAGACGCGACAGCCGGCAGGGUGAGCGCAAGGACAGCAUCAUGAAUAUUCCGGAAAGGUUUUCCGAACGCAGAACUGAAUCGGACGAGGACGACAAGAAGGAUCAGCCAGCGAGAAACGAAAAUGGUGUUGAACUGAAGUGUGGUCGAGGCCAGGUACAGCCGAAAGGAUUCAAGACGAUCGCUGGAGCUCAAAAUGGAGAGGUGAGGUUGGGAUUUUGCCUAAGCAAAACAACACUCGAGGUCGAUGUUGUGUCUGCCAGGAACAUUUGUCCGGAGGAGAAAGAAGAGCCAGAUACCUACGUGAAAACGUAUCUCCGAGACGGCGACAAAUGGCUGCAAAAGCGUAAAACGCGCGUAAUACGGCACUCGAGGAACCCGGAAUACCGACAGACCAUCAAAUACAACAGCUGCGAAGCCCUCGGUAGAAAUCUCCUCGUAAUGCUGUGGGAGAAGAAGCAGGCCUUCGAGAGUAAUCAGGGCUUAGGCGGAGCCGAAGUGAGCCUCGACGAUCUUCCAUUGAAUCGGUUGACCAUGGACUGGUAUCCGCUGUUCCCGAUUCACACACUCGGCACCCACACCGCGGACUCUCCAUGAUGGCUCAGGGAAAAAUGGGCCCUCGAGGCCGGCGAGCUCGACCUCAGGCUGAGCCUUCUGCUCAAAAACGAGGACGAGUCCGUCGUGAAAAUCAUCUCCUGAUGGAACCCAUUUACUAACGUUCCUUCCAGCCACCUCCAUUCGUUCUACUUUCCUCCAUUUUGGUUCUCGUCGCUGUUGUCAGCGUGAACACUUCUACAAAGCAUCGAAUUAUUUAUCCCCGGAUGCGUAAACAGACCCUGGCGCGGUGGCACAGCAGAAUCUCUGUCGUUCGGAGUCUUCCAGACGACGAAAGGAAAAUUACGUUUGCUUUCAAAGAAAAUGUUAACAACUGGAGUUAGACGAAAACAUAAACAACUGUGUACUGAAAUAACUGUCUGCUCGGUAUUAUCGUAGAGACAAAUCCCAAUGUAAUUCAAUGUUGUUCGUGGAUGGGGUCUCCUGUUUCGGUUUGAUCCUUUCUAGAGGAUACACACUGUUUACACAGGCUGCGUACACGUAACGCUGAAUUCCUACGGUGUGUUGACGCAGAUGGAACGAGGUUAGGUCCCUAAGCUCCGGAGCUUAUGUCGUACGGCACUGGUGAACCUGGGUGCUCCAUAUUUGGUCUCUUUGACCCAUUAUUUGUUCUAAAGUCAAAUCGGGCUAACGAAAGAAACAUCUGUUGUGGAAGAGCGUGGAAAGUAACCAUGAAGGGCGAAAGGAAAUCUAAAACAAUUUCACAAGUUUUUGACUUGUAUACAGAGUAAUCAAAUUUCUUUGUUUCUAACACGCUUUAAAUAAUAUUGUGGGGGUCACCGAUGACCGACAGCGACGCAACCAAUAGUAAAAACACACAAUUGGAGUAAAUAUCGAUACUGAUAAAUUUCUCAAUAAUACCAUUGUUAUUAUAAUGGUUUGAAGAAAUUAAUGCCAUACAGAACAUACAAAAAUAAUUUUAUUAAUACGUGAAAAAUACACAUAUCAUCUGUGCAUAUUGCGAUGAGUUACAUUGGAACACUCUAGGCAUAUCGUUUGGAGGGUCUUUGUAUGACUGCAUAAUCUUCAUUUGGAGUCAUAUU